UGAAUUUCAUUCGCACACUUCCGUGAAUUGUGAAUUGCGAAAUGGUACAAAUAAAUACAAGGCUACGACUGUGGCUGUUGGUUGACCGCGAGGCUAAUUGAAAGCAGACAAGAUGACAGAUAGUACACGAGAAUCCGCAAAGGGACUAUGGCACAUUCUCUUUGAGUUGAAGGGCUCUAUUUGGAGUGCGGUUCUACCCUUUUGUCUCCUGAAUUGUACAAUCAUGCUGUUUGUGGAGCUAUUGGCCAUGGGAGAUGUCCGAAUUGCCUUCUCUCCGUCAGGCCACGGACUGAUGACUCUGAUUGUAUCUUUCCUGGUCAUCAACAAGGUCAAUUUGGCUUACGAUCGAUACAUGAAUUCCAGACAUGCCAUUGGCUGUGCGCUGUCCGCUUGUCGGGAGCUCAACCAAGUGGUGUUGCUCUACACACAUGCUCUUCCGCCCAGCCACAAGAAGGCUUCAGAGUGGCGUCAACAAACUGCAGUCAGGAUUCUCGAUAUGAUGGACUGCACCAUCAGGGUGGUCAAGAACACACGACAAGCCAAUUACCUGGCUCGAAAUGUGGAUGUGGAAUGGAAAACGGACGAUGAUCCCCUUUUGCAUGCACAAGCACUUCGAAUGCAUCUCUACACCAUCAAUGAUCAAAUAGUCUCGAAUGACCAGGACAAUACAGUGAGAUUGGAAAUGCUAGAACGAAUGCGCAUGAUGGAUGCAUUGAAUGAGUUUGUCGGCAGCUAUCGCAAUCUGCUCAAGUGUGCCUCCACACCGCUGCCAUUUACCCUGGUCCAAAUGGGUCGAACUUUCUUGUUCAUUUGGACCUUCUCCAUCCCCUUGGUAUUGCGAGGAGUAGUUUCUGAAAUCUAUUCUGCCAUGGUCUUUGUGUUUUUCCUCACAUACGGCUUUGUCGGACUCGAGUUGGUGGCCAUGAAACUCAUGAAUCCAUUUGGUGAUGGCCGUCAUGAUCUGAACAUCACUGGUAUGAAGGAGGCUGUUGCCAUUGGAAUUGAAAAGGACUUGAGAGCAUUUGGGGAGGAUGCCAAACUGACGGAUAAGCGACAGGCAUAUAGUCGACAAAAGGCACGCCCGCCACUCCAAAACAACAACAACAAUAUGUAUGCCAUUGUCGAGGCAACAGAUUCAGAUCCAUCGCCCCAUCAGACUGCGGGCAACUUGUUGCAUAGUACCGGAAACUCCACGGAGAAUGUUUAUCAUCCGAUGCAUUGAUUGAUUGACUGACGAUGACAAUCCACUCGACAGAAAGAAAGAAUGCAACAAAAAUACAUUUGUAUAACGACUUCCUCUCCAUUCAAUUUGGCAUCAUGAGGCUUUGCCUCGAAGAGCAGGCUCUUGCUAUCAUUUAUUUGGCAAGGAAACUUUCAUCGAUCAGUCCACAAAAUAAAUGUAAAGCUACCGUAUAACCCUACUAGCUAGCUAGCUCUGUAAAGAGGGGGUUCGUCGGAAGAGGAGCGUGUUCGAUGACCCC
Messenger RNA from Seminavis robusta, 1481 nucleotides. The record is from the annotation of a GenBank genome assembly. NCBI's taxonomy places the organism in Eukaryota, Bacillariophyta, Bacillariophyceae, Naviculales, Naviculaceae.